GCCAGAUCAGUAAACGUCAAAAUAUUUGAUGGCUACUAAACAGUUUGGUUUUUGUAAUUUGUAGCAGUAGCCAAAACGCAACUUUUUGCGCAUUUUUCAUUUUGUGCGUCGAUUGUGGUGCAACAAUUACUUGUUUCUGCGAUCGGAACUCAGUAAUCAAUUGGCUUAGUGCUUCCUGGAAUGCCUCCGGUGAAAAAUGAAGGUGAAAGUGACGCGGAUGGUGAUAUGUCUGGAGGAGAGUCUGAUCACUCCGCAUCCAGUCGUGCUCCGGACCAUGAUUCUAGUGCGGAGGAAGCGGAUGAACCGGACUCCGAUGAUUCUUCCGAGAUGAGCGAAGGUGAAUGCGAAAGGCGAAGAUCCGAUUGUUUGGAAAAUCUCACCAAUCUAGAGAAGCAAUUUGUGGUCUUGAAGGAGCAAUUAUACAAAGAAAAAAUGAAUCAAAUAGACCAGCAGCUGCAAGAGGUUCGCGGUGGUCGCUCACAGGAGUACCUCGCACCACUGCAACGACUAGCCGACAAUAUGAACAGCCGAAAAGAAGUAGCCGAAAUUCUUAAAAAUUUUCGAAUGGAAAAUAUCCGGCAUAAGUUCGAGUCGGAACUGCAGGCAGCUCGUCAGCAUUUUGAGAGUGAAAAACAGCUUGCCAUGGACGCAAUAUACGAGGAACUAAUGGAGAAAAUUCGAAGGCUCGAGGAGGACCGGCAUAACGUGGAUAUAUCGUGGGCUGAUUGGGGUACGAGUACUAGAACCUCAAAGGUUCGAGGUCCAGGUCGAAAGAAGGCAGUCACUGUUUCCGGUCCGUAUAUUGUCUACAUGCUGCGGGAAGAGGAUAUUCUCGAAGAUUGGACGUCAAUAAGAAAGGCACUGAAAAGAUCGACUGCUGCUGCCACUUGAUAUUUGGUGUAAACCAGCUGUAGUUAAAACCUUGUUCGCAGCAGGAAUCAGGUUUAAAUCAAUGUUCAAUCGAAUUAAGUUCUAAGGUAUUUUUAGUUUUACACAAUAAGUACUUUACUCAGUUCGCCAUGAUAAAGUGAAUGUCCUUGGGGUGAGUCUUUUGUUAUAUGUGCUGUACUUUGACAAGUUCGUAUUGCUUUUAUUUGGCAAAAAAUAAAAUAGAAUGAAGGCAUGCUUUCAAAAAUGA
This is a messenger RNA of Topomyia yanbarensis, 1138 nucleotides long. It is a transcript of the gene Brms1, whose product is annotated as breast cancer metastasis-suppressor 1-like protein. Gene Ontology annotation, molecular function: histone deacetylase binding. The record is from RefSeq and is a predicted model, not a curated record. NCBI's taxonomy places the organism in Eukaryota, Metazoa, Arthropoda, Insecta, Diptera, Culicidae. Gene Ontology annotation, cellular component: Sin3-type complex. Gene Ontology annotation, biological process: negative regulation of transcription by RNA polymerase II. Bases 181 to 891 code for a protein of 236 amino acids. The transcript is spliced from 3 exons.